Messenger RNA from Melopsittacus undulatus (budgerigar), 762 nucleotides. RefSeq names its product hydrocephalus-inducing protein-like. Lineage: Eukaryota; Metazoa; Chordata; Aves; Psittaciformes; Psittaculidae. Bases 1 to 744 code for a protein of 247 amino acids. The transcript has 3 exons. Gene Ontology annotation, biological process: axonemal central apparatus assembly; cilium movement. The record is from RefSeq and is a predicted model, not a curated record. Gene Ontology annotation, cellular component: axoneme.
AUGUGGGGCUUCCUUCCGUGGUGGCAGCUCCCUGCUGAUGAUCUAGAGAGGGAGCAGUGUGUGGAUCUUGUCUUGGAGUAUCAGCCCCUGCAAACGGGUGAGAGCAGUGGGCAGCUGGUGCUCCAGAGCAGCGACUUGGGCUCUCUGUUUUACACCCUGCAGCUGAAAGCCACCUGGAGCAGGCCAGAGAAGCCCGUGUAUUUCCGCACCAGGCUGGGCUCCCGUCAGACCAUCACCACCAAAAUACGGCAUUUUGCCCAGCAGAAGACCGAGUACCUCGUACAGACCGACUGUGCUGACUUCCAGACAGCAAAAUCCAUCAGUGCGGCACCCGCCAGUGCUGGGGGCUCGGACCUGAGCGUGGAAGUGACCUUUGAGCCCUGCCACCUGGGCGAAGCCAAGGCCACGCUGCAGCUCAGCUCUGCAUUGGGCGGGCAGUACUGCAUCCCACUCAUCGGCCUUGCGCUGCCCCCUGAAGCCCAGGGCCCCUUCCUCAUCCCAGCCGGCGGCACCACCUCCAUCUCCUUCAGGAACGUCUUCCGGAAGGCCACGGCGUUCCAAUACGCAGUGAAGCACCCGGGCUUCACCGUCAGGGCCCCCGAGGUGCUGCGCGCCAAGAGCAGCACCACCAUCACCGUCUCCUUCGCGGGCGGCCCGGCUCCUGUCACCAGCAGGCUGGUGGUCUCCUGCCCUGGGGGCUCCUGGAUCUACCACCUCCGGGGCCUGCCCUCCCCCCGCAAGUGAGCAGCUGCCCCCGGCCCU